Messenger RNA from Taeniopygia guttata (zebra finch), 2725 nucleotides. The record is from RefSeq and is a predicted model, not a curated record. Lineage: Eukaryota; Metazoa; Chordata; Aves; Passeriformes; Estrildidae.
AUGGAAGGGGAGCCAGACACUGAGGCAGGGGCUGGGGAAAAGCUGGAGUGCCACAGGGAACGGGCAGAGCACGAGUGGAAGCUCUGGCAGGGAGGACAGGUCAGGAACACGCUGCACCUCAUCUCUGCCGUGGCUCAGUGGAUUUUACUGCUUGCCUGCCUGAUUUACCUGGGGGUACAUUUUCUGCAGCCCACAAAGACCCAGAGUGACAAGGUGCUGUGGACCCACAUCCGCUACACAGGUGAAAGCACGGAAGGAGCAGCCGUGAACCUGACCGCGGAGUUCGGGCCCAUCCAGGUCAGGAACGGCUCCGUCGUGGUGCCCUGCGACGGCCUGUACCUCGUGUCCCUCAGGAGCUUCAUCUACCAGCCCAGGGAUGGGGUCAAGCUGAAGCUGACCCUGCAGGUCACACAGAAGACGACCAGAAGUGUCCCGUGGGAGGAGACUGUCCAGGGCAGUGAGAGCAGGGUGAACCUCAGCACAGUGCUCUACCUGUUCGAGCAGGACAGCAUCACGCUGUGGACCAGCUCCCACGCCAACAUCUCGGACCUGACCUUUAGCCUGGUGUUAGUAGGUGAGAACAAGUCCUAGCUGCAGGAGCUGGAGUAUGAAGAGCAGCAGGGAAAGCACAGCCUUCCCCACCGAGCUGUAGGUUUUGUACUUGUCCAGGCAGACUGCUCUAGAACCCCUCGUGGGGCUGUGGAGGGCCUGGGUGGGAGUGCAGAUGAACCACAGGUUUUAUAUAGUGCACGCAGGAUUCGCCUCUUUGGAGCUCUCUGCAGCUGAUUUGCUGCCCAGGAUGGAUCUUUCCAACCCUGGGGAAAGGGAUGCGUGAAGCUCUUUUGAGAAGAACAGAAAUGAAAGCCAAAGAAAGUCACCCAAGCUUAGCUCAUAUUCAGAGAAACCCCGGGUUUCCCUAUUUACUUGACAGUAUCUGUAUAUAGUAGAAAUGUGUUGUGUUUUUUCUCAAAUAAAAGUCUGGUGAGUCAGGAAGACACCUCAAGUGUCUUGAAGCCAAUUGGAGCAGGAAGAGCACAAAUCUGCCCAGCAAGAUGGAAAACAGGGAAGAGGCAGCCUGAAAUGCCUUUGGAGUGAGCCAGAUAAAGGCUGUGUGAGAGGGAAGGGCCGUGAGAGAAGGUGGUGCUUGGAAAUGAGCUGACAGGACCGCACCGGGCAGCAGGAGCACUGACUGUGGAGUUUUGGGGAGAGCCUUUGAGAGCGGAGCCCCACUGGCUGUUCCAGCUGUCUGCAGAUCACUGAUGCCUGUGCCCAUCUGCUGGGACAUUCAGGGCCUCAGAGGAAAACCUCCUUCAAGCACACACACACUGGCUUGACCCAAAAGUGAUCCAGGCACAUAAAAAGUUGGGCAAACUUGUGGUGAGCUCUCUCUAAUGGACCAAGGGGAAGCUGCAGGUCUGUGCAGCCUCUGCUCAGGGAGGACUCGGAUGGUUCUCAUGCCUGCCCUUGGCUUUGUCCCACAGGUGUGACCAGAGAUUCCCAGGCACAGCUGCCUGCUGCUGCAGUCAGACGUGUCUCAGUGACUCUCCUGCCUGCUCUGACUGCAGCUGCUGGAGACAGGUCCUGCCCAUGCUGCAGGCAGCCCCUGACCCCAGCACAGCCAGCAGCUGGGGCAGUUUUGCUUGCAGCAAGGCAGAUUUUAACUACCUGUCAGUUUUUGACUUUGUGUCUCCCAAGGAACUCCAUUGACAUUUCAGCAUGUCACUGCUGGCUGCACGCUCCAAAGUCUUUUGUUAGAAGUAUUUAUGUAGUUAAGUGAUGGGCAUAAGAAUGUUACAUCAGAUUGCUUAGAAACCCUGGGAAGGGUUCAGAGCAGAUUGCCAGCACCAAACUCCUCUUUGAAGAUGCUCCCAAUGCUCUGGGCUGUUCCUGCUUUGCAGACACCCAGACCUGGACUGAUGCACUCAUGGCUGAGCACUCCAGCAAGCUCAGGUGCUGCAGGCAACUAUGGACAUCCUCCAGGCCUUGGAGAGUUUUCCUGGGCUUUAGGCUAAGGAGCUUCCCUACCUGGCCAGGCUGGAGCCUCAGGGGAAACUGGCUGAAGCUUUUCUCCCCUCAUCUGAGAAGCUGUGGCUGACUUGCACCUACAGGAUGCUCAUCAUUAAGAGAUAUUUUGGGCUUUAAACUCUGGCCAUGCUCACCACCAGUGGACUGAAGGAAGCUGCACCCUGCCCCGAAGCUGGGGAUUGUCACUCCCCAGCAGAAGUGAGAACGUGUUUCUCUUCCUAAAAAAUAAUACAUUUUUCCUUUGUAGUAUUUGGGCUUGUAGUGUCCCUUGGAGGCGGGGGCUGUGGGAGAAGGAGGUUGGAAGUGACUGGUGAAUGAUACAUUCAGUGUUUGAGCAGACAUUUUCAAUGGUAUGGAAACUAUAUGACAUUUUCACCUACUUCCUUUUUUUAUAGUUCAGCUUUUGUUUCAGCUCUCCAUGAGGGUGUGCAGGGCUGGUGCUUCCCAGCGUGUGCUGACACUGGGCAGGCCGUGCCUGUGGUGUGUGCAGGGGUGCACAGGACAGCAAGAAAGAUGAAGCCUUUCUCUGAAGAGAGCACAAAUGGAUUUGUUGUUUGGAAGGCUGCACCCUUUCUUCUUGUUUAGAGUAGGAGAGGACAUUUCACUCACUGAUCCCACUGCACUUCCAGGCUGAACUGGACCGAUCUGCAUCUAUACAUAUACCUGCACUUGUCUUGAAAUAAAGGUUGAAACAAUUCAA